AUGGCACACGUCCGAUGCCAAUACCGCGAGGCAAGAGACUUGUACAAAAAGUGCAUCCAGACUUCCCCUGACCAUCUCGCCGCAGUGUACCUCUACACGCAAUGCUUGAUUCACGAGCGGUCCUUCUCAACAGCCGUGAGGGUCAUCGAGGAGGCUCCGCCACAGCUGCGCGAAGAACCACAGGUCAUGAAAUUGUUGGCGACGGGCUACCUGGCCACAGGUGAGCAUGAUCAUCAGGCCAAAGCCGCUUGCGAUAGGCUGGUCAUAAGAACUCCGGAAGACUUCGAGGCAUGGGCCAUGAGAGCAGAGGUAUAUUCCCGGUUCGAGAAGGUAGGGUACCCCAAGGAAACCUUUGAGUCCUAUGAGGCGAUGUUUGAUCUGGUCAAGGACAGCGCUGCGGCAUGCGCCCGCGUUACCCCGCAAAUGUGGAACAAUUGGGGCACGAUGUUGGCCGUGUAUGGUGAUCCAGGGCUAGCCCAAGAGGCAUACGUGCGUGGCAUAAAUUCCCUUGAGGAGAAGCAACGCCUCGGAGAUGCUGUCGGCCAAGCAGCAAAGGAUCUCGACGCAGCUCACAUCACUUUGAAAUUCAACAGGGCCUGGCUUGCUGCAAGCACGGGCGGUGACAUGCUAGAGGCCAUCCAUGUGUACAUCGGCCUCGCAGAAAGAUGCAAGUGGUUUGCCGAUGCAUUUCUCCAGCUUGGAUUGGAAUGGCAGCGCGUGGGAAAGACGGAUGAAGCUAUGAGAAAUUUCCAGGAGGCCAUGAAGCACAGCCCCUUCAUGGGCAAGCUUCUUUGUUCCGAGGCACUGCGAGAGUCAGGCAAGUACCCGGAAGCGCUGAAGUGGGGUGAUCGUGCAGCAAGACACGCACGUCAUGACCAGAUUCACUACGCCUGCGUUUUUGCUGGGAACUUGUAUUUUGAGGCUUCGAAUCAUUACAAGACCAAAAGUUCUAGCAAAGACGGCUAUCUGCGAAAGGCAAUGAAAUACUUUGUCAAAGCUCUGGCAGCCAAGAAGGACUGUCAGUUUGCUGCCAACGGCAUUGGGAUGGUGUUUGCUGAGCGUGGAAAGUUUGAGCUUGCCAAGCAGGCUUUCCAAUCCGUCGUGAACCAUCAGGGCAUGGAAGACAACCCUUCAGUGCACAUCAAUCUGGCGCACUCGUACGUGCAGGCCAAUACGAGUGAGAACGACAUCAGGAAAGCCAUUGAUUUGUACCGCGCGGCCAAGAAUCUUGACCCGGAAGACAAAAACGUGCGAGCAUACAUUGCCAAAGCCCACUUCAUGUUGCAGGAGUACGAGGAUUGUAGAGACGUCUUGGCCGAAGCGAUCUUCUUCAAGUCAUGCAUGGGCCAGGUGUGCGGCCUAGCCUACGUCCAAAUGCCUGCCCACAACACCGGUCGGACUCUGAGCGUCGCCGCGUGGCUCACUCUAUUCGCAAAUCAGAGAUUUUACUGA
Symbiodinium pilosum is the source of this 1452-nucleotide messenger RNA. NCBI's taxonomy places the organism in Eukaryota, Dinophyceae, Suessiales, Symbiodiniaceae. The record is from the annotation of a GenBank genome assembly.